GGUUUAGUGUGCAAGUCGAAUAUAAAUUCUAAAAAAAAAAAAAAACUGAGAAAUUUAAGUAUGAGCAUCAGUCUCAAACGUAAGCUUGAGGCAGAUAUUGAAAUAAGAGCUACUGCUGCAGAUGUCCACUAUGAGAUAUGUUCGGGUAAACCUCAUAACAUUUCACAUGCCGCCCCUCAUUUUAUUCAGGCUGUUGAUUUGCAUGAGGGUGACCAUGGUAAGGUUGGAUCAAAAUGUGCUUGGAAGUACACUUUAGGUGGGAAGCCUUUAGUAGUAAAGAGUGUUCUUGAAGAGAUUGAUGAGGAGAAGAAGUUGGUCAAAUACCGAGCCAUCGAAGGCGACAUGUUGGACGAGUACAAGACCUUCUGUGGUACAUGCCAAGUGAUACCUAAGGAUGAGAAGAACUGUAUAGUGAAGUACAUAUUUGAGUAUGAGAAGCUGCAUUCUGGUGUUCCUGAGCCAACUGCUUGGCUUGAUGCCUGGCUUGCUGCUACCAUAGACAUGGAUGAUCAUCACCAUGGCAUAAAGAAGUGAUGAACAUAUAUAUUAUGUGAAGAUGUUUUAAUUACGUUUAAUCCUAAAAGUUGCAUUAUGUAUGAUCAAAUAUAUUAUAACUAAAUUACCAGUGGAAUAAAUGGCAGCCCUAAUAGACUAUACUAAUUAGGGAUGGCAAGUUGGCAACGGAUCGAAUUUGGACCGGAUUAUGCAUAUUAUUCGACUCCAACUAAUGCACUUUGUUAUUAAUAAUAAUGUCAUGUUUAAUAUAUCAUGUUCAUCUUUAACUGUGGGUGUAAUGUGUCUAGUGCUGACCUUUGUAUGAGUAAUGUGUGACCAUGUGGCCUGUGGGUUCACUAGCAGUAAAUAAUGUCAUGUUUAAUAUAUCAUGUUCAUGUUUAAAUGUUUUAA
Messenger RNA from Beta vulgaris subsp. vulgaris (sugar beet), 906 nucleotides. RefSeq names its product MLP-like protein 31. Gene Ontology annotation, biological process: defense response. Lineage: Eukaryota; Viridiplantae; Streptophyta; Magnoliopsida; Caryophyllales; Amaranthaceae. The coding region runs from base 61 to 534 and encodes 157 amino acids. The record is from RefSeq and is a predicted model, not a curated record. The transcript is spliced from 2 exons.